This is a messenger RNA of Lodderomyces beijingensis, 1575 nucleotides long. The record is from the annotation of a GenBank genome assembly. Lineage: Eukaryota; Fungi; Ascomycota; Pichiomycetes; Serinales; Debaryomycetaceae.
AUGAAGAGCUUUAGAAUCUAUCAAGACCGAAUAGCGAAAGCGGUACUGAGGAGCGGGAAGAACGAAAUACAAUUCUACAAGAUAGACGCAUCGGGGCAGACCAAGUUGACAGGCUCCGUGUUCCUUGAUCAUCCAGUGCUAGAUUUCAAAUUCAACUCGAGCGAGCACGAUGAGCAUGUUUCGAAGACUAAGCCAGCGUCAAGGAAACGUGUAUUGAACGGGGGCGCCGCCGCCACCAGCAAGACCAACUCGGCAGAUGCUGAGACGUUGCUUGGUGUGGUAUUGCAAGAUGCAAGCGUCGUGAUCCUCUCCGCUGACUCCAACUCCAUUAUGCACACGCAAAGGUUCCACAAUGGCAAUGACAAGGACAAGGACAAGGACAAAUCUUUAGAGUUCAGCUCCAUAGUUAGAUACGCAAGCGACACCAUGUGGUGCGUUACAAAAUCGCGAGAUCUCGUCAAGUUCAACCCGAUGGCCAGCGCCAAGCUCAGCAAAGUUGCAAAACUACCGAAGUCAAACACGAUAUGCAUGAGCGGCGAGUACCGCGUCUGUCUCGGUACUGGCAACAGUGUCGAGUCGGGCAAGAUCGUCAAGGAUAAAUACGUCAAGACCCAGAUUUUCCCCUCAGUGAAGGGCGAGAUUGUGCAAAUUGAGCUACUCGAUGCGCAAACUUGCGUCGUUCUCACUGCCGAUGGACACGGAUACGUGGUUCCACUUGAUUCAGCAACAUUGCAAAGACUCGAAACUGAAGAUACCAUAGAAAAAAUCAGCAUCGUGCGAGCUGACAACGAGCAGUAUAUCAUUGCAAUUACAGUUGGUGCUAAAUUGGACAUUUUCACUAGCGAUGGCAGGCGCAUCAAUUCUAUUCUGGUUCCGUCCAGUUUGCGUGUGGAAUGCGUCAUCAGCGUGGAUAAUCAGCCCAUGGUACGUUUGGGGCACGAUGACCACACCAGUAUGCAGUUCCAGCCUUUUGCGUUGGACCAAACUCGCGUCGAUGUGCAAAAUGGAGCACCAACCCCAGAGUCCAAUGGCGUGAAUAGCAGCAGCAUAAUCCGUCUCCCUGAUGGUGAAGAUGGUGACGGGGUGAGCCGGGACUUGUAUGAACUUUUAAGCAGCUCCACAUUGGACAAAUCCGAGAGUCACAAGCUUUGUAAAUCUAAGAGCUACGAGUACGACGACGAUGACGAUGAUGAUGAAAAAAUCAAGAAAAUAGUGUCGAAAUUAUCGCGAGAGCAAAGUGAGAAACUAUUCACUGUUGUAAGCGAGCAAGUAUCCCAGGACGUCACCGCGAACUUUAGACUCAAUGUAUGGCUCAAAUGGUUGCUUUUGAUCCACGGGGGGAACUUCGCCCGCAGCAACAAUGUCUCAGUCAAGAGCUUACAAAAUCAACUAGAAGCAGGCUUGAAAGUCUUGCCCCGGUUAUACGCCAUUAAAGGAAAAUUGCAACUUUUGAAAUUACAAUCUGAGCUUAAAUCGUCUGCUCCGCUUGAAAACAACGAUGUCACCACUACGGUCGAGGAUGAGAGUAUGAUGUACGCAAACGGCGAAGUUGACGAUACACCAGCGCCGGAGUAA